Messenger RNA from Fusarium odoratissimum NRRL 54006, 1181 nucleotides. RefSeq lists its product as uncharacterized. The coding region runs from base 1 to 405 and encodes 134 amino acids. NCBI's taxonomy places the organism in Eukaryota, Fungi, Ascomycota, Sordariomycetes, Hypocreales, Nectriaceae. The record is from RefSeq and is a predicted model, not a curated record. The transcript is spliced from 2 exons.
AUGAUCGGCAAUGUUGUCUCAAAUGUCGCUGCUAUGAGCCAAGGAGAACGAAAGUUUGCACAAGUAGAAAGGGCUGCCGAGGAGCUUGGUAUUCGCCUUGCGGAACUCCACGAGUUCCUUGCCACCCCCGAGGGUAAUGCGUUCGUGACCCAGCUUUCUGGGAUGGCUGCUCCCCAGCAAAUCUCUUCUGGGGACGAUCAAUCCAAGGAGCCACUUUCCCAAGAGCCUUCUUCACAGAACAAUGCCCACCAGGAGCACGGUUCCCAAGAUACUUCUUCCCAUGAACCUUCCUCUCAGGAGCAGUCUGCUCAGCAAACCUCGUCACAGGAAGGCUUUUCUCAGGGAAACAUCGAAGCACAUCUUAUGGCAUUCGCUCUCGUAAACACUCCGCCAUAUGAGAACUGAGUGGUUCCAUGCUCAGUGAGACCACCGACGCAUAAAACUUCCAUUGAGCAAGGCCUAAUGCUAUGACGACCCUCAGCAAUGCAUCUAAGACGCAGAACACAAAAGAAUAAAAAGACCAGUCAACAAACCUAUAGAAAAGUCGAGUGAUUGCUCCUUGAUCUCCCUUAACCCAGAAUUUGGAACCCCUCGCUUAUUGUGUAAUCUCAAGUGAGUUUGCCGCUUGUUUCGGGCUACUCUCUGUCUUGAGACUACUAUUGGAAUACACAUUGUGUCACCACUGGAUGAGAAGACUGUGCACCAAAUCAACAUGCUCGUAGUUAUGAGCGUGUACGCCAUAUUCGAGCAAUAAUCAUCCGCCAUUUCAUUUUGCGAAUCUUUCUUUUUUCAGUACCGCGGGCUGGCUCGACUCAAGACACAUGUCGCCACUCUUCGAUGUUCGUGCAGUUCAGCCGAACUAUUUUCUUUACCAACAAUUGUAUGAUCAUGUAUUCAGGACAAACCGAUAGCAAGGGCAGAGUUUGGCUAGCAAGGUUAGCAAGUGUAUGGCAACUUUCAAGUAGUCUUGGAGGCUAGGCAGUCUAGGUUGGCGCUAGAGGGAUAUCGACUACUAUCUGUACCAGUAUCGAUCUCGAGCAAGAACAACUCAAAGGCUCUGGGAUACCUUUAUGCCGAGAUUGUCGGAUAUAGUCUAUAACGAGUAGCCUAGAGUAUAGUAGUCCUGACAGAAUUGAGAUAGCCGAAACAAACAAGAUCAUUAAACACGUAAGUCGCGAUAG